This is a messenger RNA of Pelmatolapia mariae (spotted tilapia), 1761 nucleotides long. RefSeq names its product family with sequence similarity 151 member A (gene fam151a). The transcript is spliced from 12 exons. NCBI's taxonomy places the organism in Eukaryota, Metazoa, Chordata, Actinopteri, Cichliformes, Cichlidae. The record is from RefSeq and is a predicted model, not a curated record. Bases 1 to 1743 code for a protein of 580 amino acids.
AUGGAGCCCGAGGCCAACGAUCAGCGAGUGGAGCGAGGUCAAAAGAAGCGUGGUGUGCUGCCCAAACCACUCCUGAUAAUCAUAUCUGUGGCUGUUGUGCUCAUCGUACUGCUGACUGUCAUCGUUGUAACUGUUGUGCUGCUCACUAAAACGUCAGCUCCUUCUUCUGCCUCGUUUUCUGGUGGAGACAUGCUGGAGUACUUGGUGCAGACGGGGAACAUUAGUGAAGCGGACGGCCUUUUGGCUACGUGGUUUCACCGAGCCAACAGCAAGGAGGACAUGUACAAAGCGCUCAUGGGUGACGCCAUGAUCUUGGAAGCUGAUGUCACUCUCAUGGGUUAUGGGACCCCUGAUGAAAAGCCAGUCCCGAUCAUGGCACACCCUCCUGACAUAGAUAGUGACAACACUCUCGACGAAUGGUUAGAUGCUGUACUGGCUUCUGGAAAAGGCAUCAAGUUGGACUUUAAGGCUCUGGAAUCAGUGGGUUUGUCACUGGACCUGCUUAAACAAAAGGAAAGCAACAAGGGAAUAAACAGACCUGUGUGGCUGAAUGCAGACAUCCUCAGAGGCCCCAACGUCCCAAGCUUUGUAGCUCCAGUCAAUGGAAGCGGAUUUUUGGAACUCAUUCAGGACAAGUUUCCAGAUGUGACUUUGUCUCCUGGAUGGAAGGUACUCUAUAUUCACCAGCUCACAAACGAAACCUACUCCAGGGCCAUGGUGGAAGAAAUGUAUAACAUGAUCAAAGACGUACCUCAAAGGGUGACGUUCCCAGUCCAUGCCAUGUUGGUUUGCAGCGGCUGGCAGCACCUGAGCUGGCUCCUCAACCAGUCACCACGGUUCAGCCUGACUUUGUGGCAGGGUUCUGUUAACCCCAGCGUUAGCGACCUGCUGUUUGUCCGUGACAACACCCACCCGUGGCAAGUCUACUAUGACAUAUAUGAACCCACGCUGUCAGAAUUUAAGGAGGCUGUAGGUAAGAAGAAGAGCGUGAGGAGGUUCUAUCCUGGAGGAGAUCUGAUGGAGUUUCUUCACCCAGGUUCCAGCUCAGACCUCAUGAACAGCCUGGCUGUGCCUUUGCUUCCCGUCACCGGUCGGGCCUCCCUGCUCCAUCAGCUUUCAGGUGGGGGCAGCGGGAUGCUGGUCGUUCGUGUGACCUCUGACAGCAGUCGACCUGGAGUCCUUCUGGUAGAAGGUUCUGGAAGGAGCUCAGAACCCCUCGCACUGCAGGAUGUUAUUCAGACCCUUGGGCAGACUGCUGAUACCUCCUGGGGAAUUUACCUGAGGGUCCAUAGUCAGCAGCUUCUGGAGGCUUCUCUUAACCUGCUGCAGUCAGCCUACAGGGCUGACGAGCUCUACAGGCCUGUGUGGAUCAGCAUGGAGGGCUCACAGAGCAGCGACAGCACAGCAGUCUUUGUGUCCACAGUCGAGCGCCUGUUUCCAUACGUCACUGUAGUCCAGGCUGAGGACAAAUGGCCUCCUCGGAUCCCAGCGGCGGUGUCACAGAGGGUGGCUCUACACCUGAAUGCAGCAUCGCUGCCCACGGGACAGGAGCAGCUUCAUGCUUUACUGGGAAUGAUGGACAAAUACGACUUUAUAAUUGAGGUGGACACAAAGAAAGGUGGUGAAGCUGUCACUGCGGUGAAGGAGCUCAGUGCACAGCGUGCAGGGAGAGCAAACAGAAGCCUGUAUAUUCUACCUCAGCAACCCUCAGUGAGCAGCAUCACAGAGCACGUGUGGGGCUGACAGCAGGUUUAAAUGUGC